CUCCAAUGGUUCCAAUGGGAGCUCCAAUGGUCUACCCACCAAUGGUUGCACCAAUGGCACCAAUGGUCGCACCAAUGGCCCCAAUGGGAUACCCAGGUGUUGCUCCAGUCGUCUACCCACCAGGAUAUAUGGCACCAAACACCAUCAUCUACGAGCACGGUCAUCAUCAUCAUCACCACGGCCACCACGGUUGGUAAAUCAGCGUCCCCAUGUAGUGUAGCAACAACAUGUAGGGUGGACAUAACAUCCCACCUAAAAAGAGAUAGAUAUACUGGAACGCGUCCAUUCAAUCAAUCAAUCUUAUAUCUUAUA
Molecule: messenger RNA, 312 nt
Organism: Acytostelium subglobosum LB1
Lineage: Eukaryota; Evosea; Eumycetozoa; Acytosteliales; Acytosteliaceae
Exons: 1
Source: RefSeq, a predicted model, not a curated record